AUGACGGGCAAGCAAUGCAACAAUUUCAAGAAAGCAUUGGUAAAGAAGGUGAAAGAUUCAGCGUUGAACGGCCUUGGAGGAAUUCGGAAGUUCAACUGCCGUCGGCCUUUACUGAAAACCAUCGCCAACAAACUCCGUGCUCACUCCGAAGUGUUGAAGCAGUACGACAACAUACUAAAAGAACAACUCAAUCAAGGGAUCAUGGAAAAAGUUAACGAUUACCAAGAAUCAACCAUUAUCUGCCUCACUAAGUAG
Messenger RNA from Gongylonema pulchrum, 255 nucleotides. NCBI's taxonomy places the organism in Eukaryota, Metazoa, Nematoda, Chromadorea, Rhabditida, Gongylonematidae. The record is from the annotation of a GenBank genome assembly.